Molecule: messenger RNA, 4816 nt
Organism: Pomacea canaliculata
Lineage: Eukaryota; Metazoa; Mollusca; Gastropoda; Architaenioglossa; Ampullariidae
Product: cGMP-inhibited 3',5'-cyclic phosphodiesterase A-like
Biological process (GO): signal transduction
Molecular function (GO): 3',5'-cyclic-AMP phosphodiesterase activity
Source: RefSeq, a predicted model, not a curated record
CGCGGAGCUCGCAGUUCCCAUAAUCCCCUGCGCUGGCAGACGCCAAGCCGAAAACAAAAUGGCCAUGGCGCGGCAGUCGGGCUCACGCAGAGGCUCGAAAAAUGAGAACGACAAAGAGGAAGAGGAGACGGAGAACAAUGGAUACAUUCAGGUUUUUGUGAAGCCGUUGGAACAGGGCAACUGCAACCUUUUUUUCAGCUGGCUAGGGCUGAGCAAUGUCAACCUUACGGCCCAUCAACUGGUGGUGGUGUAUGGAUCGGCUGCUGUAGUUUGUACGCUUGUGCUGUACCAGCUUCUGCGCUGUGAUGUUGGCUUCCUGUUCGGCAGACUGUGUGCUCUCCUCGUGCCAAUGUUCAGCAUACUGUGUGCUUUCUACUGGCUGGCCUUGUAUUUUCGUCGCACGUGGAGCAACACCAGUGUCUAUUUAUUAUUCUCUUCAUGCUUCGUGGGAGAGAUAUUCGCGCAGGUAUUUUUUCGAGACUGGGGGGAAAGUGCUGUGGGAGGAGGCAGUGCCAGUGGCAUCAUCAUCAGCAGUAGCAGCAGCACCAGCAGCGUCGUUGACGACGUCGCCGCUGUCAACCAUGCCACCCAGCCUCUGGUGAUCGUUUGUGUCCUGCUAAGUAUUAGCCUGGCGUCUGUGUUCUCCUCCCUGGACACCACGCACAGUGCCACGGUCAUCCUGUUAGUUAGCUUCACCAGGUUUCUUGCUUGUUCCAUGCUGACGGAUCUACCUAUCAGCCUUCGCACUCAUCUUGGUUACGCGUGUGGUUUCGCGGGCAUUCUGGUCGCGCGCUACAUGGAAACGGUUCUCAAGCCCCCCAUUCAACAUUUCGUCACGCAUGAUGGGAAAAUCCCCGUCAUCAAAAGACGCCGCUCCAGCUCCUCCAGCACCCAUACCUUCUCCGCUCAUCGCUCCACCCGCCGAACAUCGUUGCCAGCUUUAAUACAGAAAAGCCAGACAUCAUCGUCGGGGUACGAGUCGGCCAUCAUCGGCGAGGCGCAUGGGUUGAUCACGGACAUGCUGGCGGACUCCAACCUGCCGCCACACAUCGUCAGCGGGCUGCGGGCCGUCAGCAACCUGCUCAAGCCUCCAGAGACCCACGGGUCCUUCCACAAGCCGCGGGUCUCGCCCCUCGUCUCCCUCACCGAGGCCAGCGGCCAUGGCUCGGACAACGAAGAGAGCCCCUACACGGGCGAGCGGCCCUCCUCGCUGCCAAAGCGGCUGCGUCGCAGUCUGCCGCCCAGCCUGAUCCGGCGCAUGUCCACCAGCACCUGGACGACCACCACCACAGCGACCGGCAUGCCGACGUUGGAGCUCGAGCCGUGCCGCAUGCGCUCUGCCAGCUUCCGGCACUCACGCGAGGGCACGCCGGGCUCCAGCCCCUCGGGCAGCCGCAGCAAUUCGCCGUCGCCCUCCACCAACAACACGGUGGUGCUGACCAUCCCCAAGUCCCGCUCCUUCUCCUUGGCCUCGGCCACCACUACCCACCCCAGCUACUCCAGGCGCUACUCGCGGAAGAGCGUGGCCAACGACGGCUCCCUCGUCACGGUCAGUGGAAGCAAUUCCACCCCCGCCUUCGGUGGCAACGUGGUGGCCGCCGCAACCACCAGCACCGCCGCCAUCCCUGCUACUGUCCCUGUGGGUGUCGUGGCUCCAAUAAGCCCCACCCGUCUCGAGGCACGGGUGGACGGGAAAGGGUUGUCGCCGCUGGUCAAGGCCGAGCUGCAAGCGGAGGAGCAGGAUGGCACGGAGGGGGCUUUUGGAGGCGGCGGCGGGGGACGAGCUGGGGGCACGAACACGGCAGGAGCCAGCCUGCUGCGGCAGCGGCUCAUCACCUCGGAUUACGAGAGCAGCGACUCACCCAACAGCAGCGACCUCAGCGACAACGUCGGCGUGGCGGAGGACGGCAGCAGCUCGUUGCGGAGAAAGGAAGGCCUCCGUCACCAUGCAGGCCGCUUGAAAGUAACGUGCGACAGCAAGAGGCGGCCUCGUUCCACGGAAGCAGACGACUUGGAGAACGACGAAAUCGAGGAGGAAGAGGAGGAACACCACGAGGCGAUCGCUGAGGAGCGCGAGCAAGUGGAAGCAGACGACACACUGGAAGGACAGUUAGCGCUGGGCGAGAGGCGAGCUCUGUUCACGCUGGAGGACGUAGAAAAUGUGGCUUUGUUGCAGAACACUAGGCUCAAUGAGUGGGACUAUCCGAUAUUCGAGUUAGCCCACCAGGAACAGACAUUUAUACUUAGCAAGGUAGCGUAUAAAUUAUUUACAGAAGUGGGUCUGAUGGAGACAUUCCGGAUACCUGUGGUUGAAUUCAACUAUUUCCAUGGCUUGGAGCUGGGCUACAGAGAUAAACCAUACCAUAAUCGUGUACACGCCACUGAUGUUCUACAUGGUGUGUACUACCUCACGACCAGGCCCAUCCCUGGCUUCACUCAAAUCAACAUGGUGGAGGUGCUUUCUCGACAUGGGUCAUCAAGUGAGUCUGAAUGCGAAGGAGGGGAGAGGAGUAGCUUUACACACAGAACCAGUUUUCUGGCAGAAGACACCUAUGGCAUCAUGGGCGGAAACAUCCCAGCAUUAGAGCUGAUGGCAUUAUACACUGCUGCAGCCAUGCACGACUACGACCAUCCCGGACGAACUAAUGCCUUUUUGGUGGCGACACACGCUCCACAGGCUGUGCUGUACAACGACCGCUCGGUGCUGGAGAACCACCAUGCCGCAGCUGCCUGGUCUCUUCUGCUACACCACCCUGAAAACUACUUCCUUACAGGCCUGGAGUCUGCUGAAUUCAAACGUUUUCGAUUCCUGGUUAUAGAAGCCAUCCUGGCCACAGAUCUUAAGCGGCAUUUUGAGAUCUUAGCUGAGUUCAAUGCUAAGGUGAAUGAUGAAGAUGCCCAAGGAGUGGACUGGACAGUAGAGACUGAUCGUUUACUGGUGAUGCAAAUGGUCAUAAAGUUAGCGGACAUCAAUGGUCCUGCCAAGACACACCCACUACACUUGCAGUGGACCAUGCGCAUUGCUGAGGAGUUUUAUGAGCAGGGUGACGAAGAAGCAAGACUUGGAAUGCCCAUUUCACCUUACAUGGACAGGCGCAAUCCGCAGCUAGCAAAGCUGCAGGAAACCUUCAUUAACCACCUGGUGGCACCCCUGUGCAAUGCCAUGGUCAUGGGUGGCCUUGUGCCUGGCACGUGGGUUGAAGAAACCAGUGACAAUGAAUGUGCCUCAGACACAGAGAAAGGGGACAGUACUUGCAAGGACACAGAUGAGGAGGGAGAAACAGAUGGAGAAUCAGGCCCAGUGGUGCCAAAAAAGCGUAAGAAACCCAGAAAGGUAAACUGUCUGUUGACAAAGAACUUGAAGGAAAAUUAUGAGCACUGGGUGGCCCGCAUGGCCGAGGAAGCAGCCCAGAAGGAGGCCCUUGAAGCUGUUGCAGAAGCUAAUGUACAGGAUGCUUUAGCUGUGUCUGAGAAAACAGAAAUGGAACCAAUCAAAGAGGAGUCUGAAUCUCUACCCCAGUCCAAUGCAUCCUCUGCAGAUUCAGAGACAAGAUGCAACAUUGAUAGUUCGAUUGGCUUGGCAGUGACCAUGCUUGCUGCCUCCUCCUCCUCAUCAUCAUCGUCGUCAUCAUCGUCAUCAACAGUGCCAUUGCCACAACCAUUGACGUCAAAAGCAGCUGAUGAUGCUGAGAACACAUAAUGUGACAUCACAGGGCUUGUGCAGGCGAGAUCUCAGAAUGAGAGUGAAGUGUCUCACUGGAGAAUCACUUCUGGGGACUGGGAGUCACAAUUGACAAGCUUAUCAGCGAAGCAAGAAGGGACGAUUGCUCCAACAUUCAACGCAAGCAGCUGAAAUGACAUUAACAUGUGAACUGAAUGCUUGUCAAGGCCCCGCCCCUUAUUCAACAACUCCCCUCCCUCCCAUCCAUUUUCCUCUCCACACACCCCUCCACCAGCUUGCCCCACCCACUUAAAGCUCGAGUGAUGUCUGGCGUCUGUGGCAAUGGAAUCAACGGUUCUGUGCAGUGGGGAGGGUUGAAGUAAUGCGAGUUUUCCUGCUUCUUUCUUUCUUCAUCAUUUCGUCUCUGGAACUAAGAUGUGGUGACAUGAAAUACCACCUCGAGCAUUGCAUCAGUUAUGUAAUGCAAAGGCAUUAACGAGGGCUGCCAGACUGUAGCAUACACUUUCCCCAUGGAAGGAAAGUGUGCAGGGCUGUCGGUCCGACUGUAUUGGCCAUGGCCAUUCUGUGGAGAGAAGUUUUUGAUGUUCUAGCUGACUUCAUCAGUUUGAUGUCUCAGCAUUAAGUUUGCAACCUAGAGUAUUUUAAUUUAAAAAAGAAAAAGAUUUGUUUCAUUGUGAUCCUUCCUGCUGCUGUUCUUACGGCAGGUUGUUGGUGCAAUAUUUUUUUAAGCGCACUGCUGCUGGGGAGGGGGGAAAUGAAAAAUGAGAAGAAAAGUAUCAAAAAGCUGUCUCAGAGGUAUAUACCCUCGAGUUGUAAAAAUUAUGUGUACAGCAAGGUGAGAUAUGCGGCAGGUAAAACAUAAUGCAAGGUGAAAGACGAGGUUAACAUCAGAACAGAAAAAAAAGAUUGAAAUUGUGGAGUAUAGGCUAUCACCACAGCAAGUUGACAUGCCACCUUCAACCAGGAUAACUAACUAUUAUAUUUUGGAUUUUAUUUUUGGUUUGUUGAAGGAAUGUUUUGUCACUGCACCUGGCACAAGCCACAAGCCGUGGACCAGUAGGCAUGUUUGCUGCUUGCAAUCACUGAACUGUGCUCAUAGAUGGCAUAAUGUGUCAGAUGACCAUGGUUGCAUAG